CAGGCUAUACUCCAAAACGCCUAUCCCUAACAUGUUUUCAAACGGAUCAAUGGAUUGAAAUAUUCAUCAAAGGAAAUUCUACAACCAUUUAAUUUCAUUCCUUUUAUGAAAACCGGUUGACAUAUUUCGGUGCGCGUUUGACAUUUUUGGGGGUUUUGGAAAUCAUCAAUGAAAUUCUUCGGACCUUGGACUAAAAAAAUCAAAGAUCAUGAAUUAAAGUUCAUAGGAUUUUUUGUUCUUUUUCGUCGGUGAAGUGAAAGAGAUAUUAAUUGAUUCUACGUUUGAAAAUCAAACGGUAACCUGUUACAGGUGUGAAACUGACAUCGUUUUGAAAGUGACAAGGAUUUAAACCACGUGGAGAUGGAGUCCACUCUCAGGAUCUUGGUUUUGGUAUCCUCUCUGUUGGCAGUAUCAGGUCAGCAGAGGUUUACAAAGUUCCAGGGUAUUUUCGGAUUGUUUGAAUUCUGGACGGACGAUUAUUUAAAUAAAAGUUCUGAUGCAUAUACAGUACUAGUAGCAGAUUUAGAGUAUGAUAUAGAUGCAACCUUUGCAGUAUUCAGUGAUUUUAAAGGAGGAAAUAUCGUAGAUGUUCAAGUUGCAGAUGGAAAUUUUACUGAAGUCACAUUAAAUAUAGAAUUUUACACUUCUCGGACGGAAGCGAAGUUCAGAGAAUUGUUACAAAAUGUCACAAGCAAUUACACACUCUUCGGCAAUUUUUUCCUAGACUUUGUCAGGAGUAUACGUGGUAUUGAAUCCCUUGGACCAUCUGUCUCCGCAGCAGUUACAAACUCAUUGUUUAGUUCACAGUUUGAUUCCACGACAACAAGUGACGUAUUUCCCAAGACCAGUGACGUAUUUAACACAAAACAUGACGUUUUCUCUUCUGCGCAUCUAUCAGUUUUCUCCAGUUCACAAGUUUCACUUCAAUCGUCUGUAUCAGACUUAUUUACAACAUCAAAAGAUUCCAUGACACCACCUUUACCAUCCACUUCCGCUAUAGCUACAGAUGUAACGUCGGAAAUAUUACCAACAUCCUCCGAGAGCUUAAGUUUACCAUCAGUCUCUUCAAUCGAUGUGAAGCCAUCAGAUUCGGCGGCUUCAAGACACGUUUCAUUCACUUCUGUUCCUGAGACAUCUACUGGGCUACCGUUCCUAACUUCUUCAGAGGCUUUGUCUGUCGUAUCUAGUGUUGUACCAACUUCGUCCACGGUUAAAGGUACAGUUACACUUUCAUCAUCAACACCAUCACUGAUGUCAUCAUUGACUGAGUCAUCCUUUGUUUUGACAUCACCUUCAGUAAUCACCACACCCUCAUCAUCUUCAGAAGCCUUCUCCGUUAUACCAACGGUUUCGUCUUCAACAGUAUCAUCAGCCAAAUUGCACACAUCAUCUGAGGAUAAAAUGUCAACAACAUCCGUGCACAGCAUAUCAAGUCAAUCAUCUACAUUUAAAUCAAUGACAAGUGAAAUUCAGUCAUCCACAAGCUCAAUUUUCACCUCAUCGACUUUUGUUUCUGCCACUCCACAUUCUUCAGCAGUAUCCAGUGAUUUGGUUUCUUCCUCGACAGUUUUACCAUUGGUCACUAGUACAAUUGCACCAUCACCAUCUUCUACAGUCACAGACUUUCAAGCAACUUCAAGUAUGGUCUCAGAAACAACUUCCCUCCAAACUACAACUACGACCUCAAAGACAACCUCUCAAACAACAACCGUUGCAAAGAGUACAACACCAGUGGCAGAUCUAACCACGACUCCAGCACCAGUACAGACCGUAGCCGCUAAACUACGAAUCACAAGUUUGGAUUGGAAGCCUGAAUACAGUGACGAAAACUCUGCCGACUACCGGGCUUUGUAUGAUCUCGUCAACAGUACUCUUACCUACGCGUAUAGCGGCAGUGUAUAUGGAGCACGUUACAUCACUCUUUCGGAUAUAGUAUUUAGACAGGGUAGUAUAAUUGUGGAGUUUAACGUCAAGUUUUCCUCUGGAGAAGCAGUAGAUACGAAUAUUCUGAGCCAGGAAGUCAACAGUAUGUCCGCCUUGUUACCGCCACAGGUUCAGAUUGAUACAAAUUUUACCUCACACACAGCUGUUGAAAUGUUAACAACUGAACCUGUAAGAACCAUGGCCCCAACAACUGUGGCUGUAACAACUGAACCUGUGACAACCAUGGCGCCAACAACUGUUCCUGUAACAACAAAGUCACCAACGACCACACCAAUGAUUACACACGAUCCAACAGACAGACCGGAAACAACAAAGAUGACUACAGUUCCUGUGACACCAGAAGUAACAACAGAACCCAAAACCACUUCAAAAUCAACAACAGAAAGUGUGACAACACCAAUAACUGUACCUCUGACAACUGAGAGUCAGGAAGUCAAUGAUACUUCAACUGAGCAAACAACAUAUCCCACAACACAUGAUCUAAUAACAGAUAUCAGCUCGACAACUGUCCAGUUCACUACUCCAGCUGCAACAACCCAUGCUUUCACAACAAGGGAGGCUUCAACAACUGAUCUAACAACAGACAGGAUGACAACAAACAUGGAAACAAAGGAACCUGUCACAAUAACAUCAACAGCAGACAUGAGCUCAACCCCAUCUUUUACAGAGAAGUCAACGACAACCUCUCCAUUAACGAGAGUGACUGAAAGGACAACAUUCGGAUUUUCAACAACCAAAACAGUUAUCCCAGGACAAACAACCACUGUUCCUCUUUUCCUGAAAGAGUUUGGAGUCACUAUUCGAGUUAUGGGUGAACCUUGGGAUCCCAUGUAUGCAGUACCAAACUCACAGAACUACGAGAUAUUGAACAACGCUUACAAAAACUUUCUGUUUAAUGUUUAUCGUUUUGGUACUUAUGGGGAUGAGUUCAUGGACAUCACAGAUUUACAGUUUAGGCAAGGCAGCAUCAUCAUGUCGUAUGUAAUAAUGUAUCUUGGGAUCGAUCCCAUAGAUCCUCAAAUCCUAAACAUAAUGGUCAACACUGCGUUUGCAAACGAAACUAUUCCUGGGGUGACAAUUGACCACUUAUUCACAUCACAUUCUGAAAUAGUGCGAGACACUUCUUCCAUGUCACCAAUAACUGAUAUCACAACAACCGCCCCGACAACUGAACAACAAGCAACAUCCACUGUAAUGUCAGCAGUCACAGAACAACUAACAACACAGGCUGCUACAACACAACAACCAAAAACACGCCCUGUUACGUUAACAGUUACAGAAAAACUAACAACAGAGCCUGUUACAACGCAACAAACAAAAAAGACAACAACUGACGUAGUGAUAACAGACCACACAGGACAGUCAACACAACAAACAACAGGGGUUCCUGAAAUAAGCACAACAACAGACGCAGUUACAACAGAACAAACACGAAACCUGACAAGUGGAGCUCCAACAACAGAGAGAACAACAAGCCAGGCAACAGAAGUUGUAACAACACAACAGACAAUGACCACAACAACAGAAGGUGUUAUAACACAACAACCAACAGACAAAACAUCUAAGGCUUUAACUACAAAACACACAAUAGAACAGUCAACCAUGGCUAUAACGACAACACAGACAAUUAACAUGACAACCGAGGAUACAACUACACAACAAACAACCGACAAGACAAGUGAUGCUGUAAGGACAACAACUCUUCCGGUUCUGAGUACUAUUGAUAGCAUUGCACAGGACUUUGACGUCACUAUUCGCAUUCUCAGUGAGAGCUGGGAUCCCUCCUACUCCAACCCUGAUACAGAAGGUUACAGUAACUUGAUUGCCACCUACUUCACAUUUCUUUAUGACGCCUACUCCUUGGGCUUCUAUGGUGACAGAUUUGCAAGAAUUGCACAAGAAUUUAAAUUCAGCGAGGGUAGCGUCAUCAUCAAUUAUGUCGUCACAUUCCUGGGUAGCCAGCCAUUGGACGUUCAGAUUCUGAACUCUGAGAUCAACAAGGAGUUCCAGGACGGCUCGUUUGGUCCGGAUGUUGUUAUUGAUCCCAACUUCACUUCUCAUAAAGAAACAAUCAUUGGACCCACUGUGUCAACAACACAGAUACCAACUUCAUCAGCAGAAACAACUCAUUCAACAAGAAAAUCAACAACUCCUGGUAUAAUAACAUCGGAAUCUACAACAGUUGAUACUUCUAAAACAACUGAACAAAUGACAUCAACUACAGGUAUCCAGGUAACAACCAAAUCUCUGACAACAGGAGAGGUGACAACUGAUUCUCAGACAACUCAGGAAAUGUUAACAACAACCACUCAACCUCCUGAAACAAAUGCAACACUACUUCUGACAACCACAAAAGCUGUAACCACACCUGUUGUCACUGAGUCCCCAUCUACAACAGGUGGAAUUACAAAACCAUUAGGAACAACCACAACUAAAUUUCCCACAACAAUGCAACCUACAACAACUGAAGCUGUAGUUACAAGCGAUGGACAAAUGACUGAGGCAACAAGUACAACACCAUAUGUGCCAACAACUUCGACUAUUGAAACAACACAAACUCCAAAAACACAACCUCCUAUAACUUCAGAAGCCACAUCAACACAUGUUUCUACAACAACCCCAACUACACAAUCUCCUAUAACAUCUGAAUCUUCAACAACAACUGGAGAAGUCCCAACAACAUUAGCUUCCACAACAACAGUUUCAACAACUUCAGAACCAUUAACAACAUCUCAAUCUACAACAACUCAAAAACCAACUACUGUGACAACUACAGUAACAACUCAAGUACCAACAACUCAAGCUCCAACAACCACACACACUCCAACAACUACCAGAUCAGCUGUUGAAGAAACGGUUGACGUGUCCUUGAGAAUUAUCAAUAAAAGUUGGGAUUCCAAACUGGCUGAUCCAAACUCUGUGGAAUAUCAGUCACUCAAGAACCAGAUUUAUCCUAAACUGCUGGAGAUAUACUUGGCGAGUGCUUACAAAGAUAGAGUUAUGGGAAUUGAGAAUAUAUCCUUCAGAGAGGGGAGUGUGAUUGCUGAUUUCACUGUACAGUUUUCUGGAAGUGCUCCAAUCCCACCGGAAGACCUGAAUACAGUCAUAAACAAUGCAGCAGCCAGUGGCAGUUUUGGACCAGAAAUCACUAUUGACCCAACCUCAACUUCACAUAAUAACGUCCCUGCUGUAUCUGUCAGCACUAAAAAAACAACAACUCAUGCUAAAAUAACAACACAAGCUCCACCUGCUACAACUAAACAUCAAAUAAUAACUCAAGCUCCAACAACUACACAAGCACCAACAACUCAAGCUCCAACAACUACACAAGCACCAACAACUCAAGCUCCAACAACAACACAAGCACCAACAACUAGAGUCCAAACAACAACUCAAGCUCCAACAACUACACAGGCACCAACAACAACUCAAGCUCCAACAACUACACAGGCACUGCCCACAACUGAAGCCCAAACAACAACUCAGGUUCCUACAACUACACAGGCACCAACAACAACUGAAGCUCCAACAACAACACAAGUUCUGACAACGCAAGCUGCAACAACUGAAGCCCCCACAACAACUCAGGCUACCACAACACUUCCAGCUUCAACAACUUCACAGGCAGCCACAACAACUGAAAUUAUUACAACAACUAAAGCUCCCAUAGCCACUCAAGCUGCAACAACUACACAGGCAACCACAGAUGCUCCAACAACAACUCAAGCUCCCACAACAACUCAAGCCCCGACAACAACCCAAGCUCUGACAACCACUCAAGCUCCAACUACAACUCAAGCCCCGACAACUCAAGCUCAGACAACCACCCAAGCUCCAACUACAACUCAAGCACCAACAACCGAAGCUCUGAAAACCACUCAAGCCCAGACAACAACCCAAGCUCCAACAACAACACAAGCUCAAACAACAACUCAAGCUCUGACAACAACCCAAGCUCCAACAACAACACAAGCUCCGACAACAACUCAAGCUCCGACAACAACCCAGGCUCCAACAACAACUCAAGCUCCGACAACAACCCAAGCUCCAACUACAACUCAAGCCCCGACAACAACUCAAGCUCCAACAACAACCCAACCUCCGACAACCACUCAAGCCCCGACAUCAACUCAAGCUCCAACAACAACUCAAGCUCCGAUAACCACUCAAGCCCCGACAACAACUCAAGCUCCGACAACCACUCAAGCCCCGACAACAACCCAAGCUCCGACAACCACUCAAGCCCCGACAACAACCCAAGCUCCAACAACAACCCAAGCUCUGACAACCACUCAAGCCCUGACAACAACCCAAGCUCCAACAACUACUCAAGCCUCAACGACGACAAAACUAGCUGUUGAAAACACAGUUAAUGUUUCAAUAAAAAUUAUCAAUAAAAAUUGGAAUUCAAACCUGGCUGAUCCAAACUCUGUAGAAUAUCAGUCACUCAAAAACCAGAUCUAUCCUAAACUUCUUGAGAUAUACAAGGCCAGUGCGUACAAAGACAGAAUUGUUGGAAUCGUGAAUAUUUCAUUCAGAGAGGGGAGCGUGGUUGUUGAUUACACCGUACAAUUUUCUGGAAGUGCUCAAGUCCCACCGGAAGAUCUGAAUACAGUAGUUAACAAUGCAGCCAACAAUGGCAGUUUUGGACCCGAAUUCACAAUAGAUCCAGCAUCUACAUCACACAAUAAAGUCCCCGCUGUGCCAUCAACCACUGAAGCACCAACAUCCGCCCCUGAAUCAACAACGGAAGUCACGGCUGCUCAAUUUUCUGUACCGAACUGGGGCAUUGCAGUGAUUGUCUGUGGGGCUGUGGUUCUUAUAUUUUUAUUAGCCAUGAUUUGUGUCCUGUGCUCAAGGCGACAUACGAAACAGAAAUACCGCAUGCCAGAAGACCCGGAUGACAUCGGCUACAUCCGGAAAUCUACUGGAAGUGAAUUCGCUUACGAUAAUAAUAUACCAAAGGAAGCCAUGACGGUUGAUGAGGAGAUUAAACCUCCAUCACAAGUUAUACAUUUAAAGAACUCUGAUCUGCAGCAAAAUCCAGCGCCGGAGGUCCGGCAGAAUGGAAACACGCAACCGCAAGAUAAUGACACAGCUGUUGUUAUCGACACAGAUAGUUACACCGGAAGUGAAGGAAAACCUCACAGCGAAACGGAAUCCAUGGAAUUAGAUGAAAAUAUGUUUCAAUCCAUAAAGGAUUUUCCUAAGACUAAUUACGAUGAAGAAAAAGACAUAUGGCAAACACAUCUAUAGAUCACGUGAUUAUUUCUAAGGUCGUCAUUGGUUGACACACAUGUAAACACUGCCAUAAACAUGUCUACGUUUUUUGUGACGUAGGUGGACUAUCAUGACGCCAAAGUUUAACCCCCAAAGUCACGUGACCAAGUGCUUUGAUACAGUGCCUAUGCAAUAUUUCUCCUUCCUCAGUCCAAGAAACAAAUUUGUAUUAUCAGACUUGAGUGUUCGUCUUGAUAUUAUGAAAACUUUUUUAUAUUAAGAUGUGUGAAGUAUAAUCAAAAUAUGGAGAUUAUUAUUUAGGGUAUUAUUUUUCAAUUUUUGUAUUAUUGUAUAUGAGUGCAUAUGUAUUGAAUAUUUACAAUGAAUGAAUGCUAAUGUGCGAGAAUAAUUUUGCGCUUGCUAGCUCUGGUAAAUGGAAACGCUGAUUUUGCAAAGAGUUGAUGUCCCUUAUAUAUAUAUACAGAUCUAUUUGUGUGUGAGGUAUGUUCAUUUCGUUUACAUAAUUUGAACACGAAAACAAGAAUGAAAAUUCUGUAGAAUUCAAAGAUGUCUCUCAUUAGGUAUUAUAAUCAGUCGUUUUGAUUCGUCUCAGAUAUUUGGUAUGUUGUGUAACUAAGCAUUGUCUCACAUGUUUAUUGUUCACUAGUCAGUUGGACACACAAAGGAAUAAAAGCGAAAAAAAGUUUUGAAUUUCUAACGUCAUAAUGAAUCAUGUGUAUUGUAGUCUGUGAUAGUGAUCCAUAACAUACGUAUUCCUUUUAUUGUGUCAUGUGUCUCAUCUUGUCUCACUGAAUUAACAUUUAAAUCUCGUAAUGUCUCGUUUAUAUCACGUGGCUCAUAUUUUAAAUUGAAAAAGAGACACGAUUUUAAUGUAAAAGAUAUGUGUGCUAUAUUUUCAUUCGGGCAUUUGUAGUUUUUCCUUGUACAUGUAUUUACAAAACAAUAUUAAGUUGAUAUGUAUGUUUUUCAUUGAAUAUUUAAGCGUGUGUCUUUUUAUUGAUAAAAGUAGCUAUGCAACAAAUAUAUAUUUAUAUAAGCAAUAACAAGUCAGGGUAUCAUAAUGACGUCAUUCUUUGCAAAACUUAAAGGGAAAAAGUUGUGAUGUCUUUACUGUUCAUAAUUCUUCAGAGAUUACAACGAACAAUUCGUGCUAUGUUGAUAAGACAAGAUUUAUGCAUCCAAUGUUACAUGAGAGUUAAAUGUGUAUGUAUGCGGUCAUGGUUUUGCUUUCAAGAACGAUAACUCUAACGUGCAUGAACUCUAUGUAAGGCUUUUUGAGUGCAGUUGUACUAUGUUAUACUUGAUAUGCUCCAGAGUGAAUGUGCAGAUUUUUGUGUGAGAGAAAUUAUCUUGAGAUUUCAUCUAUAUUAUAAUAUAUUUAUACACUGAGAUUUAAAUAUAUAAAGAAUGAAA
Saccostrea cuccullata (small rock oyster) is the source of this 8598-nucleotide messenger RNA. Its product is annotated as mucin-2-like. The record is from RefSeq and is a predicted model, not a curated record. The coding region runs from base 361 to 7200 and encodes 2279 amino acids. The transcript is spliced from 24 exons. NCBI's taxonomy places the organism in Eukaryota, Metazoa, Mollusca, Bivalvia, Ostreida, Ostreidae.